Molecule: messenger RNA, 2334 nt
Organism: Aspergillus sclerotioniger CBS 115572
Lineage: Eukaryota; Fungi; Ascomycota; Eurotiomycetes; Eurotiales; Aspergillaceae
Product: putative 60S ribosome biogenesis protein Rrp14
Exons: 6
Coding region: 1-2334 (777 amino acids)
Biological process (GO): ribosomal large subunit biogenesis; ribosomal small subunit biogenesis
Cellular component (GO): nucleolus
Molecular function (GO): DNA binding; RNA binding
Source: RefSeq, a predicted model, not a curated record
AUGACUCUCAUCUCUUUCUUGUGUUUAUUCCUUUCCGGUAUUCCGCACGUAUUUUCGGCCUCUAUACCCAGUCCCCCGACCGUCUACCUCAUCCGCCAUGGCGAGAAGCCUCCGGAUCCUGAGGACAGCGGACUUAACGCAGAUGGUUUCAGACGCGCAGAGUGUCUCCGAGAUGUAUUCGGACUGACCUCGCCUUAUAGCAUUGGCCAUGUGAUGGCGCCCAAAAUCAAUUCACAGGGGCAGCACAGGCGCUCCUAUGAGACCGUACUCCCCGUCGCCACGGACCUCAGUCUUAUAGUUGAUACAUCUUGCAAGCGCAAUCGCGUGGGAUGCGUGGCGCAACGCAUUAGAGAAUUUAAGGGAACCGGGAAUAUUUUGAUUUCCUGGCGCCACAGCAGGAUGAGGGAGAUUGUCCAGGCUUUGGGCUUUGAUGACCCUCCGGAGUAUCCUGACGAGCGAUGUAUGUGGAUGUGGGAUGGGAAUGAAGAUGAUGACCAUUUAUUUGUAUAUGAAGCUGAAGCGAGUCAUGUUUGUUGGUCAAGGAUACGGAAGAUGGAUAUGCAUAUAGGUACAAUGAUGACUGGGAGAGUAAUACGUAGUAGUACUGUACGAGUGUGCGCGCGGGCGGUGAACAGCCGAGCGGAGACAGAGCGCCAAGAUUUCAACCUGCCCACCCAAUUUUUUCGAGAUAUCGCCGGCCUUCGCUACUUCGACCGAGCGUUGCCCAAAGAUCCCCUCAACCUCCACCCGAUCACGAGUUUGACCUCCUCUUUUUUUUCUUCUCAGGAACGGCUGCGAAGCCAUGCCCAGGCCUUCGACGGUUUGCUGUCGCUGAUCCCGGCCAAGUUCUACUACGGCGAAGAUGGCAGUCGGAAGAAGCAGACCAAGGAGCAGGCCCGUGAAGCCAAGCGGGCGAAGCUGGACCCUGAUGCCGCCAAAUCAGCCAAGGAUGUAAUGGACGAGAACGCCCGGAAGCGUAAACGCGACGAAGAACGGAAUGAGGACGACGCUUCUGACAGCGGUGAACUCGGGUCCGAGAUGCCUAAAGAAGGACUGAAAAGAGGCGAUGCGACCACGAAGAAACAGAAACAGGCUGAAGAUUCCGCCAAGUCGACCGAAGAUGCCGAAGCGCGCAAGAAGUUGAAGGAAGAGAAGAAAGCCCAAAAGAAAGCGAGCCAGAAAGAGAAGAAGAAAGCAAAGGAAGCUGCCAGGAAGGCAAAGGUAGUCGAGCAACAGCCAACCGAGACCAAGACCCGCGCGGCAGAGGCCGCGCAAACAUCCGGAUCAACCCCCGCUAGUAAGACUAAGGAUCAAGAACAAGAGGACAGCGACAGCGAUGACAAUGAAAGUGUUGACGGCGUCCCCGCCGAGGAGCUCUCACUCGAAUUUAGUGCCGAACAUGAAGAGCAUUCAUCCUCUGCAUCUACUCCGAACUCUGGGCUAGACGCCUCCAAUCCCCAGUCGGGCAGCUCUUCCAUAUCUUCGAUCGUUCCUCCAGCCGAAGCCUCUAAAUCCUCCACCUCCGAACCCAAGCCUCUCAAGGCUACUCCCGAUGAACUGAAGGAACGCCUACAGAAACGGCUCGAUGAGCUUCGCGCAGCCCGCCAUGCAGACGGGCUGAACGGCAAGCCCGCCAGAAACCGCCAAGAGCUUAUUGAAGCCCGACGCCAAAAAGCUGAGCAACGCAAAGCACACAAGAAGGAGCUGCGCCAAAAAGCCAGGGAAGAGGAACAACGGGUGAAGGAUGAAGCCAUGGCCCGACGCUUUUCUCCUGGUGGCUCGGGUUCCCUCCUCGCCUCCCCGCGUUCCCCGGCGGACUCUGUCGGCUCAAACAACAACUUCGCCUUUGGGCGCGUUGUCUUCGCCGACGGCCAACAUGCCGACCCCACCCUUUCCAAUGUUCGGGAUCAACAUAAGAGCAACGGGCCCAAAGACCCCGCCGCGACGCUCAAGGCCGUUGAAGCCAAGGCGGCGAAGCUUGCUGCCAUGGACGACGAGAAGCGUGCUGAUAUCGAGGAGAAGGACAUGUGGCUGAAUGCGAAGAAGCGGGCGCAUGGCGAACGAGUCCGUGACGACAGCUCCUUGCUGAAGAAGGCCCUCAAGCGCAAGGAGACGGCCAAGAAGAAGUCGGAGCGCGAAUGGAAGGAGCGUCUCGAGGCCGUCAAGAAGGGCAAGGAUAUGAAGCAACAGAGACGCGAAGAGAACCUCCGGAAGCGGCGGGACGAGAAGGGCAACAAGGGAGGCGGCGGCGGCAAGAAGCAGACAGGAGGCAAGAAGAAGUCCAGGCCAGGAUUUGAAGGUAGCUUCAAGGCCAAGUCUGGCGGUAAGAAAUAA